AUGGAAAUCGAGGUCCCGAGCUCGACUCAUGAUACCGUCGAUUUGGAUAGUAUUAGUGUCAGGCGGAAGACGUUGCAGAAUCUGCUCGAUGAUUGCCAUAGAGCUCCCGAGCUGCAUAAUCUCGCCGAUACUGCUCCCAGUGGAGAUAUAACCGAAAGAGGUGGUUCCGGAAAGGAUUACAGCAACCCCGUUGGCUCAUCGGAGUCUCCUUCUUCCGAUUUAGGAGAUCCUGAAGCCGAUGAGGAUUUUAGCAGUCGUCACUCUGGGACAUGUUUCAAACAGAGCUUGAACUUGCCUAACCUGAAGCUAUGGAUCACUGGAUCACUUCUAAACCAAGAGGCAAAGUCGCACUCUCUAUGGCGUCAGACGAGGCUGCUUCUUGACCUUGACGCUGCUCCUAGCUUGUAG
Brassica oleracea var. oleracea is the source of this 408-nucleotide messenger RNA. RefSeq lists its product as uncharacterized. The record is from RefSeq and is a predicted model, not a curated record. The transcript has 3 exons. NCBI's taxonomy places the organism in Eukaryota, Viridiplantae, Streptophyta, Magnoliopsida, Brassicales, Brassicaceae. The coding region runs from base 1 to 408 and encodes 135 amino acids.